Messenger RNA from Puccinia graminis f. sp. tritici CRL 75-36-700-3, 5112 nucleotides. RefSeq lists its product as uncharacterized. The record is from RefSeq and is a predicted model, not a curated record. Bases 1 to 5112 code for a protein of 1703 amino acids. The transcript has 6 exons. Gene Ontology annotation, molecular function: guanyl-nucleotide exchange factor activity. Gene Ontology annotation, biological process: regulation of ARF protein signal transduction. Lineage: Eukaryota; Fungi; Basidiomycota; Pucciniomycetes; Pucciniales; Pucciniaceae.
AUGCGCAAGAGGAGUGGCUUCUUCCGCCGAAAGCUUAGUACCUCGCUGUCUCAAGCCGAUUUGAACUGUCAAGAUUCACCCACGGCCAAUACUCACCAACCACUCGAGCUGACCUUCACCCCAACUCACUCCGAGUCACGCACCCCUCGCCACCCUCUGACCAGCGACUCGUCCCACCACCAUCACGCUUCCAACUUAACCCCUCCAGUGCCUAUCAUCCCACUUUCCUAUCAUUCCAGCUCAAUCACCCCAUCAAAUCCGCCUCCACCCAUGCCUCUCAAGUCACGUCUCUCCAGCACUGCUUCGACCCGCCAUUCCCAACAACAUGCCCAUUCAAUAGACUCACAGGACUCCAAGCAGCCAGGCUCAUCUACUCCAACUCACUCAACCCCAUCACUUAACUCUCACCAAGAAGCCUUCCGCCAGUCUAUGUCUGCCUCUCAGCUGACCCGUCAUGGCUCGCCCUCUGAAUCUCUCUUCUCGCCAAGCCCCUCCAGCAGGUCACAUAGCCCCGCACACAGUUCCUUCAAACAUCAACAGCAGCAGCAACAACAACAACAACCCCCCUUACCAUCCCCUUCUUCUCAGCCCAAGUCUUCGUGGCUGCAUUCAACCUCCCGCGCUCUAGUCUCCUACAGCGAGCGCCCGGAUCCUCUAAGCCCGCGAGGGGCCCAAUCACGUUCCCCAAGCUCAAACAACUUCCCCCCCACGUCGUUGUCAAAGACUCGAACCGUCCCAGCAUCCUUUGACUCCGGUGGGCCAGGUAAAAAUCGUCCCGUGCUCACUUCCACUACCUUUGUGGGCUCGAAUUCGAGCACCGUCGACGGUGGCCAGAUUGGGCUUCCAGGCGGUUCACUUACUCAGCAUGCCUCGGCAUCUCUUUCAUCAUCCUUUUUGCCGGAUUCCCCUUCUCAAUCUCAUCGUUUAUCCAAUCUCUCGAGUACCACCGGGCUGAGUGAGGAGGAAAAACUUCGACUGAGCCUGGAGCGUUGGAAUAUCGAUCAAGAUGGUAUCCUUCGAGGCGGUCUAUCCUCCAUCUCACCUAUGACUCCUAAAGCUUCUGCAUCUGAUCUGAACGACCCUAACAACUCGCACGUCCAAGACGGCGCGAUUUCUGAGCGGGCGUAUCACAAGUCGCUAAUCCUGAGCCCGCCUUCGAUCCAUCAGUAUAACCUAACUAAGAAUCCACUUCCUCCAGACAGCUCCACCCUCUCUGCCACUCCUUGUUUACCCAGCUUGGUGAAUCCGAACCGUACCGCCAUCCAGGCCAGAUAUCCGGCCGAACCUUUUGACAAGUCCCACAGCAGUCUCGCACGGAUCAGAGCACUCAAUCUCGAUACUUCCACAAGCCCCAUCCCAUCCUCCAGUCUGGCACUCGUUUCACCUCUUGCCCUCAGCUCGAAGCAAAGCCCUUCAAGCGACAGCUCAACAACUCAGGUCAAUCCCGGAUCGAUUUCAUCACCCAACUUGAGUACCUCAGGCCUUUCCAGCUCGCAGCAGGGUUUCGUGUCCCGAGCGAGCUCGAUGAAAGAGAGUCGCGAUGUCAGUGUUAGCCCGGUCACUUCUACCCGUGGCAACAGCCUCCGACGGCGAGGCUACACCGAGGAUGACCAUGCACUGGCACCGAAGCUGCUCGGAAGUCAAUUCCCUGCCCCAUCAAGACAUCCCAGCCUCCGUCCUCAGACAGCUUCACAGCCCGUAUCUCGCACGACCAACCUUGAAACAGCUCCCUCUAAUACGGUUGAUCAGCAGCUUGGACUCGCACCUGAAAAUGAAGAUAGCGAGACUGAUGAUCCUUUAUCUCUUCUAUCGCCCAGCAUCCGGCUCGUAUCCUCCUCCCACACUACUUCUACAUCGGAGCAAGACCACGCAAAUCCUCCUGUUGCAGGUAAUCAAAACGCCCCUAGCCUUUCAACCUCCUCCUCCUCCUCCUCCUCCCCUUCCAAACAACCCAUCAGCUCGACAACUCCAUCACAUCCAAGAUCAUCCAUUUUUAACCGUGGAGAUCCCUCCAUAUUUACCAAGCCGUCUGGACAUGCCUCGCCUCCCAUCAGGGCUCAUCAUGCUCAGUUGUCCAAAACUGCUCAACCCAAGCGAGGCAACGCAGGUUUAGGUAUCAAGCCAAUCGUCGAGUCUGAUCGUCCUGUCACCCAACAUAAUCCUCAGCUUCAAAGACGUGACAUUGACAAGGCACAGCCAAUAAAGUCGGGCGCCUCUAACGAAGAUUCUCGCACCCCUCGCAAUCAUCAAUCCUCUCCUAACUUGAGGGCUCUUCGUCCAUCAACUCCGCCCGAAUCCUCGUUCUUUUCCGUCAUUGUCUCUGGGCCGCAGCAGACUGACGAACAAUCGACGGCAAUCCCACCAGACGGGCGGGAUAAUCUCACCGUUCAUCCCCAAUCACACACCUUACAGAACCCAAGUUCCUCUUCUAAUUCUGGCAACUCAGACAAGUCGGACUCACUCCAUUCGGGUUCGCGACAUUCACUUCACGUUCCGGGUAUGACGCCUGAAGCAAACGCUAGCAGACUUGCCGAGCUUUUCUGGCAGGAGGAUGAAUCGAUUAUUAAGCGUCGAAAGCUGACUGAAUGGCUUGGUUGCCCCGAGACGCCCGAGAACCAGUUACAAGUUCUAACGCGUCGCGCGUUCAUGGACAAGUUCGACUUCAAAGACCUCAGAAUUGAUCUUGCUUUCAGGAAGCUCUGUACGAAGAUGUUUCUCAAGGGUGAAACUCAGCAAGUCGAUCGAAUCUUGGCCGAGUUCAGCCGUAGGUAUUGGGAGCAGAAUCAGUCCAACAUCUACGUCAAUGCUGAUAUGGUUCAUGCUAUGUCUUACUCGAUUCUUUUGCUUAAUACCGAUCUACACGUCGUUGACACGACUUCCCGAAUGUCACGUUCACAAUUUGUCCGUAACACGAUGGAGACCGUCUUUGCGCAACUGUCCCACUUGGAAACUCCCGAAGCCAAUCGAUCCAAGGGCUUAUUGAUGGAACCCUCUCGGUCUUCCUCAUCAAACAAUGAAACGUUCGGGAGCAAUUAUAAAGCUGGAAGCAGCGCUGCUAGUAUGGCGAUGCGGAAUCGACGGACCUCGUUUGUCGACAUGAGUCGAGUGCUGCCGGCUUCGGCAAUGUCCUCGCAGACUGCCACUCGGCCCUCGAUGGAGCGAUGGCGGGAUGCGCUCCGGACCGGCUCACAGUCCAUCGUCAAAACUCCCCGUCGGAGCCAAAGUAUCACUUCUUGGCCCAGCGAGGACGACCUUCAAACAACCAGCGCCGGCACUCCUUUGCCAGGGAGUAGUUCUACUGAUCACGAGCGUACUGCGUCCAUCGACACCGGUGCAUCUUGCUCUCCUGCAGCUAAUCGAACCGAAGAUCUCUCAAGCACUGUCCAUCUCAACUCGCUCGAAAACGGAUCCCCGGCUUCAAAGCCUGACAGACCCAACAAAGCCUUGUUCGAAAAGGAAGUCGAGGCCCUCUUAAAGGAAAUUUACAUGGCCGUUAAGAGUCAUCCGAUUGCUCAAAAUCUGGUCGAAUCUCAAUCGCAUGAGCCUGGACCGUAUGGUAGCCUUCAACGGAUAGCAAGUCGACGCAGUCAUUACACUCACGGCGUCGCUGACUCUAUUGGUCCCCAUAAGCGCGCCAGUCUGCGCGGGUUUGGCGGAUUCGCUGCGAUGCUCUCAGCUGGACCGGAUACGCCAGGUGGAAGACCCAACAGUCCAACACCUAGUGCUAGCACCUCGGUUUCAAGCCUGCCUUCGGGCAUGAUGGGCUAUUCGUCCAACGCAGGAUCAUCGCUCAACCUCACCAAUCUGACAACUCCUUCGAUCGGCUUCGUCUCCAACCUCUCGCAAUCGAUCAUCCGUGAACAGCACGAAGAAGAGUCACUCGAGACCAGUCAAAUCGAUGAUGAGCAAACCAGGGAUAGCGAGUUGGCAUUGCUAGGAGCGCCCUGGGCCAAGGAGGGAAUUCUCCAGCGCAAGCAAUAUUGGGAAUCGAAGGGCAAGAGACACAAGGAUCGAGGUUGGGCACAGGUGUUCGUGGUCAUCCAGACGGGUGUGUUGAAGAUGUUUCAGUUUGGUGGCGGUGGCGGUGCUUCUGUUGGUGGAGGCUAUGGCGGCGGUCAAGCUGAAAGCGAAGUCGGACACACCGAGACGAUCGGGUCGGAUGGGAAAUCUGGAGUUGGGGGAGGAAAUUGGCUUCCCAACGCACAGCUCUUGGGGUCAAUCACUCUCUCGCAUGCGCUGACGAGUGUGCUCGUCUCUGGAUACAGUAAAGAACGCUCACACGUCUUCGUCCUGACGCUCUCUAAUGGGGCCUCGUAUUUCUUCCAAGCGGGGACGGAGGAGUUAGUGUACGAGUGGGUAUCGACGUGCAACUACUGGGCAGCCCGGUUGAGCAAGGAGCCGCUGACGGGCGGGGUGUCGAACAUGGAGUACGGAUGGAACCAACUACUGGAGGCGGAACUGCCGAGUGUAGUGGAGAAGAAGGAAGAGUUGCGGGAGUGUCAGGGCGAUCAGGAGGAGAUGAUGAGCAUCGUCAGUGGUCACUCGGGCCACAGUCACAAAGGUCGACGGCUACGCGACCGCCUCUUCACCGGUCUGCCCCUCGGCACUCCUCACUCGCCCACCUCGAUCACCCCGUCCAACCGAGCCAGCGAUGUCGAACAUUGGUCAAACUCUGCUACGAGCAUCGACACCCAUGGUACCCCCUCCCAACCCGAGUUCAAAACCGGCUCCAAUCUCCAUCUCGAUCGCGUGCCUCCUCAACCCCCCGUCCCCGAUAAACUGACCAUCUGCGACUGGAACCCUCCCGUGCCCCCUAUGGCCCUUAGCUCCCUUCCUGAACACGCUCAACUCGAAAACCUUCGACGUCAUAACGCUCACAUGCAAGUAGAACUCGAGAGACAUAAUCUAUUGAGAAGACCGAUGGUCAACAUGUAUUGGAAUCGGCCGAUUUAUCUGCAAAAGGCAAUGGCCAAUUGGGAGAAAAAGUCGCAGUAUCUGAUGGCUGAGAUCAUCAAAUACACCACUUAUCUCAACGCGCUCGAGUCGACUAUCAAGCUCAAACUCUCGCUCGCUACUAAACCCGCACUCGUCCCGCUCUCUUCUUCCUCCUAA